UUCAUUCGUGUCUUAAUAAUUUCUUCAGUUUCAAUUCUUGAUAAUAAUUUAAAUUUCAUUUAUUUGUUGUCUUUGAGAAUGAACAUUUUUCCAGUCGUACUGAUUUUAUUUGUCGUGCGGUUUCUUGCAGUGCUCAGCGAUGAUACACGAUUAUAUACGUGUGAUUUUGAUCUUGUUAGCACAGACGGUAAAGGAUAUAGUAGCCCAUUGACGCCUGAAUUCUUGAGCACAAAAUGUGCUGCUAUCUACGACAAAAGGUUUACAGAUAAGCAUACCUACAAUAUGUAUCUAGAAGAAGCGAAAGCAUUUAAGGAAUUUCUAAUGGCGAUUGAAAGUUAUGAGGCGAGAAAAUCCGGAAAGGAACUGUGUGCGAACAAAGAAUAUGCGCUCGAUAUCGGGGAACGACAGUUUUUCUACAAGCAAGUGAAUUUGUGUGACUGCUACAAGAAGAAUAAUCAGGAAACUUUUCUGAAGUGCCUCACAGAAAAACGACGUGAACUGGCGAGUUUAAUAAAUAAUUCCGACUACUACUAAAUUGGUUCGUAUUUAAAAAGCUAUGUAUGUGAAAUUUUUAGUGAAUGGUGUUUACAAUAUUUUUUAAAUAAA
This is a messenger RNA of Bactrocera latifrons, 606 nucleotides long. RefSeq lists its product as uncharacterized. The transcript is spliced from 3 exons. Lineage: Eukaryota; Metazoa; Arthropoda; Insecta; Diptera; Tephritidae. The record is from RefSeq and is a predicted model, not a curated record. The coding region runs from base 79 to 534 and encodes 151 amino acids.